This is a messenger RNA of Olea europaea var. sylvestris, 1328 nucleotides long. RefSeq names its product acid phosphatase 1-like. The record is from RefSeq and is a predicted model, not a curated record. NCBI's taxonomy places the organism in Eukaryota, Viridiplantae, Streptophyta, Magnoliopsida, Lamiales, Oleaceae. Bases 297 to 1103 code for a protein of 268 amino acids. The transcript is spliced from 4 exons. Gene Ontology annotation, molecular function: acid phosphatase activity.
AAUAGGAGCCCAACGAUCCAAAUCGGAUUGUGUUAUAUAUAGAUACAAAAAUCUGUAUCUAUUCUCAUUACUCCAUUACGUCAGUAUCAUCCCCACCGUCCAAAGCAACAGAAAUAAAGGGCUUUCAUGUCCACGUGAAGAAAAGCAUCUUUCCUUUUUAAAACUAUUUCUGGUUAAAAAUAGUUGAAAUUCCAAGAAUUUAAUCAUAUUCGUUUCUUGACUCUUUUGAAGACCAUAUAAAUUCCAUAUACAUAUACGUGCUGUAUUUUUCUAGGCAUUAUUUACUUUGGUAUACAAUGAGUUUCUUGACAAGAAUUGCCCUUUUUCUGUCCCUGUUUUCCUUAGUUUUGGCUGAAGGAAAUUCAAAUUUAAAACCUUUUCAAAGGCCUUUGAUUCUUGAAUACCCAGAAAGAAUUGAACCCAAUGUGAAACAAGGAUGUACAGAUGAAAUUCAAUUACAGUGUACAGGUUGGAGGUUUGCUGUGGAGGCCAAUAAUAUAAGUCCAUGGAAGAGUAUUCCAGCAGAAUGUGCUGAUUAUGUGAAGGAUUAUUUGACUGGAAGGGGUUAUGAAGUUGAGCUUGAAAGGGUCUCUAACGAGGCUGGAAUUUAUGCAAGAAACGUGGAGUUGAAUGGAGAUGGGAAAGAUGUUUGGAUAUUUGACAUAGAUGAGACUUUGCUUUCAAAUCUUCCCUAUUAUGCUGAACAUAAUUAUGGGUUGGAGCUUUUCGAUAGUGUGGAGUUCGAUAAAUGGGUCGAGAAGGGAACGGCUCCUGCUAUACAGUCCAGUUUAAAGCUUUACAAAGAGGUUUUGAGGUUGGGAUUCAAGGUGGUCUUGUUGACUGGCAGAAGCGAAAGGCAUAGAAGUGUUACUGUUGAGAAUUUGAUCAGAGCUGGAUUUCAGGAUUACGACAAACUCAUAUUGAGGGGCUCGGAGGAUCACGGGAAGACAGCGACAAAAUAUAAAUCAGAGAAGAGGAGUGAGAUGGAAGCUGAGGGUUACAGAAUUAUGGGCAAUUCUGGAGAUCAAUGGAGUGAUUUGUUGGGUUCUUCCAUUUCAAAACGUUCAUUUAAGCUUCCCAAUCCCAUGUAUUACAUCCCUUGAUGACUUCUGAUUGGAUUCUUUUUUACUGAUUUUUAGUUGGAUACUUUUUUUAUUCAAAUGUUCAAUAAGUACCUGUACAAAUUGGAUAGAACAUCAUUCUUCUGAUCCCGGAAAGCUGUUGAAAACGGGAUUGAAUAGUACAAGGCAGUAUCAAAGAUGUUAAAUCUUAUUUAUCCAGUGUACCAAACAUGCGUUAUUUUGUGUCGAAUAUAACUUAUUUAGUAA